Molecule: messenger RNA, 1619 nt
Organism: Orcinus orca (killer whale)
Lineage: Eukaryota; Metazoa; Chordata; Mammalia; Artiodactyla; Delphinidae
Product: dimethyladenosine transferase 2, mitochondrial-like
Exons: 3
Biological process (GO): rRNA methylation; transcription initiation at mitochondrial promoter
Cellular component (GO): mitochondrial matrix
Molecular function (GO): rRNA (adenine-N6,N6-)-dimethyltransferase activity; mitochondrial transcription factor activity
Source: RefSeq, a predicted model, not a curated record
UACUUCCGCCGGCCUAGACCCGGGGCAAGGAGAUGUAGCACAUGGGCUUCCCUGUAUGGAGUUCGUCGAGGAUGUAACGACCCUGGGUAACACUGGGACAGGACUUAGAGGAUGCCGCUCAGAGACCAAGCGGUACAUAACCAGCCCUAGAGUGGCUGAGACCUUGGUGCGGAUCCUACGGGGAAAACGAAAAUCUUGCCAGCUAUUCCUGGAAUGCAAUCCAGGUCCUGGAAUCCUGACACGAGCAUUGCUUGAAAGUGGUGCCAAAGUGAUUGCCCUUGAAAGUGACGAGACUUUUAUUCCACAAUUGAAGUCCUUAGGAAAAAAGGUGAAUGGAAGACUAGAAGUGGUCUACUGUGACUUCUUUAAACUGGAUCCUAGAAGUCGUGGAAUACUAACACCUCCCGUUAUGACUUCAGAUAUGCUUUUUCAGUAUUUGGGAAUAGAAGCACAGCCUUGGUCAAAAGGUGCCCCUUUAAAAGCAAUUGGGAUCUUACCACCUAAAAAUGAGAGAAGUGCACUUUGGAAACUUUUACAUGACCUAUAUUCCUGUACUUCUAUAUAUAAAUAUGGACGACUAGAACUAAACUUGUUUAUUAGUGAAAAGGAAUGCCGGAAAAUAAUGGCAAAUCCCCAAAAUCCAAGCUUGUAUCAAGCAUUAAGUGUGCUCUGUCAAAUAGCUUGUGGAAUUAAGCUCCUGCAUACAGAAUCAUUAGAACAAAACCUGUGUUUUAUUCAACUGACUCCUCAUAGGAAUUUAUUUGCAGGAACCUUAACACCUUUUAACUAUGAUGUGUUUUUUCACAUGUUAAGGCAGUGUUUUAUGAAACGCAAUGCCAAGCUAAUAGACCAUUUACAUUCAUUGAGUCCAAUUGAUGCAAUGCAUAUAUUGAAGCAAAUUUAAAAAAAUAAAGAUGUGAAAGUAAUAGAUAUGUACCCUGAAGACUUUCAGCACCUUUUUGAAACCAUAGAGUGUUCCAAAGAUGAUCACUAUAAGUGGCUAUAUGAUGACUUCAUGGAAGAUGUAAUCAUAUAGAGAAGUGGACUGAUAAGACAUUAACUGGAGCUGUUUAUUUAUUUGGAAAUUAUGGCACAAAUGAAAAAGAACUGAGUUUGAAAAACUCACAUCCUUUCAACAGAAGAUAACUGUUCUUGUUUUGCACAGCUAGGCAGAUCAAUUCUUGUGCCAUUGAUACCACUACUGUAUUGGAUAAAAUAAUGGCUGCUAUUUUAUUCAAACUGAAUAAAAGGAAAACUUCAGUUAAUUGUGGAUUUGAUCAAAUUGGAUUUGUUUUGUUUUAAAUUCCUAUCUACUAUAAGCAUACUGGUAGUUAUAGGGUAUUAGCAGAUGAAAUUUAGUUUUAGAAAUUCUUUUGGCCAAAUAUCUUACAUUAUACUUAAAUAUUCCAUUUUCACUGUCGAUUUUUAUAUCCUCCUGGGGGAGCAGAAGAGUUUGUACGUAAUUAAACUUGGAAAGUAAAUUGAUUUAGUGGGUUUUUUUACUUUUCAGUUUGUUGAAAUGUAUUAUCAAGUACUGUACAAUGAAAUUAUUUAAAUUUUAAUAUGGUUUAAAUUUUUUUAGAAAUUAAAAUAUUUUAAGUAAAAAAAAAAAAAAAAAA